Molecule: messenger RNA, 7091 nt
Organism: Hypanus sabinus (Atlantic stingray)
Lineage: Eukaryota; Metazoa; Chordata; Chondrichthyes; Myliobatiformes; Dasyatidae
Gene: ccdc22
Product: coiled-coil domain containing 22
Exons: 17
Coding region: 270-2174 (634 amino acids)
Biological process (GO): positive regulation of ubiquitin-dependent protein catabolic process
Molecular function (GO): cullin family protein binding
Source: RefSeq, a predicted model, not a curated record
UAACUGCUGGUACAGUACACAGUAAAAACGAGACAACGCUUUUUCAGGACCUUGGUGCUACAGGACACAGUACAAAAACUAGACUGAGCUACGUGAAAAACAUCACUAGACUACAGACCUACCCAGGACUGCAGAAAGUGCACAAAACAGUGCAGGCAUUGCAAUAAAUAAUAAACAGGGCAAUCGGGUGCCAGUCCAGGCUCUGGGUAUUGAGGAGUCUGAUAGCUCGGGGGAAGAAACUGUUACAUGGUCUGGUCGUGAGAGCCCGAAUGCUUCGGAGCCUUUUCCCAGACGGCAGGAAGGAGAAGAGUUUGUAUGAGGGCGAGAUCCCUGACGAUGUGUGCAGCCUGGGCCAGUUCAGCACGGAGAUGAUCGUGGAGGGAGUGCUCCGCUGUUUACAGAGGAUCGACCCCCCCUCGGUGAACGGCCUCAGCCCCCUCCUUCCACCCGGAAUGUCAGCGCGCUUCCGCCUCGGCAUGUCCCUGGCCCAAGCCUGUCAGGACCUGGGAUACGAGGGCGAGAUCGGCUACCAGACCUUCCUCUACAGCAACGAGCAGGAACUUCGCCGGCUGCUCAUGUUCCUGGUGGAGAGUUUGCCUCGGGCCGGAGCGGAGUCUGCCCACCAGCCGACAGGGAAACCCGACGUGCUCCAACGAGCCAUCGCACCGCGGAUCAGGCAGGAACUGGCCACCCCUUGGCUCCCGCCCUCCCUCAGGACUCCCGGACUGCUGGCCACUCAGGGCUCCCGAGCGAUCCAGGAAUUCUGCAGUCAGCCACUCAGCCUCCCCGGAAUCUGGCCGGCUGGGAAGAAUAUCCCGACAGAGUCCAAGGAGUACUCGGAUCGGCACUGCCCGCCCGUCACCGAGCAGGCCAGCCACUCCUGUGUCGCUGCCUCGAUCCUGGAGCGUGCCACCAUCGAGCUCAGUGCCGUCCAGGAGUGGGACGCGGAGUGGAACGGCCAGGGCUUGGCGUCCCGCCUGUCACCAGAGGAAUACAGAGCCCGCAAGUGCCAGCGGCUGCAGAGACGGAUCCGGGAACAAUUCCAGCGCUGUGUCCAGCUCGGACCCGGGGCAGUGAGCGACUCGACCUCCGACCUGGCCCAGCUCCUGCAGUCCUACGGCACCGGCCUGGCCAGCACGGAGAUGAAGGGCUCCCGCUUCACCCACACUGAGAGGUUCACCUUCACCCAGGAGGCCGAAACCAUGCUCCGUCCGAUGGAUACAGUCGGGAGCGUCCACCCGUCCUCGAAGGAGUCAGAAGAGGGCGUGCGAGCUCAGCUGGAGGAGGAGGUGAAGGCCUGCGAGCAGCGGCUGGAGGAGGUGUCGCUACGCCUGGACGAAGUGUCAGGGGACGUGAAGCAUCUGCUGGUCACCAUCACUCAGGUGCGGGAGGAGAUACGUCAGGCGGAGCAGACGGCGGCCCAGAAGGAGGAUCUGGUGGGUGUGAAGCGCAGGGCGCUGGAGCUGCUGCCCGACGCCGAGACCAACCUGGGCAAACUGCAGGCCGUGAUCGAGGGCAGCGCUCAGCGAAUCGUCAAGUUGGCCCACCAAUGGGAGAAGCAUCGGGCACCGCUGGUCACCCAACUCCGAGAGCUGAAGGAAGUCCAGUCCAACUGCGAGCACGAGUCCACGCGGAAGCUCGAGGAGAUCAAGGCUCUCCGGGAGAAGAUAAAGACUUCAGCAGAGGAGGCCAAGAGGAAGGAGGUCUUGUACAGGCAACUGGUGACGGAGUUGGGGAACCUGCCCCGGGAAGUAGGCCGUUCUGCCUACACCCAACGAAUCCUGGAGAUCGUCAGCAACAUCAAGAAGCAGAAGGAGGAAAUCUGCAAGAUCCUGUCCGACACCAAGGACUCGCAGAAGGAGGUCAACAGUUUAUCAGGGAAGCUGGAGCGCACCUUUGCUGUGACGGAUGAGCUGGUCUUCAAGGAUGCCAAGAAGGAUGAAGUUGUGCGUAAGGCGUACAAGUACCUGGCUGCGCUGCACGAGAACUGCAGCCACCUGAUCCGGACCAUCGAGGAGAGCGGAACCAUUCUGAGGGAAGUGAGGGACCUGGAGGAGCAGAUCGAGUCGGAGGCGGGGAAGAUGGCGCUCGGCAGCCUGGAGAAGAUCCUGGCUGAUUACAAGGCCGUGCGCCAGGAUAACGCUGCUUUGGUCCUCAAGCUGCAGCAAGCCUGAAGCUGCCACCUAGCGCCCCUCCAUGAGAUCCCCCCCCCACCCCCAGGCACACCCCCUGGUGUCGCCCUGCCUCCUGGACCAAUGCGAACGACCUGCCCUGAACCGUCUGCCUGGCUGCUGUUCUGUGAUCUGCUGGGGGUGGGCGGUGGGCGGUGGUUUUACAGUGUUCUUUCCCCCGCCACCUCCCAACAUCCAUGGGACAGACUUGACUGAUGUAAUAAAGAAAGAUUAGCUUUAUUUGUCAUAUGUACAUCGAAACACACCGUGAAACGUGUCAGUUGCGUCAGCCAUCACGGUCCUAAGCCUUCCAGUUUUGCCGAGGUGAGUGGCCUGAACUCAGUAACCCGAACCUGUCUGUCUUUGGGAUAUGGGAGGAAACUGGAACAUCCGGGGGAAACCUGAGCAAUCGUGGAGAGAAUGGACGAACUUACAGACAACAGUGGGAAUUGAACACGGGUCACUGGUGACGCUAUGCACCAUAUUGGAAUAUCAGCCUCUGAGAUCAGCACAUUUUAAAACAAGCUGAGGGAGGAAUUCAGUCAGGGAGGGUCGGACCCGCAUCAGAACAGAAACAACUCCUUUCCUCUUGACGAACUUGUGGAUUGGAGGUUUAGUGGGCAGUGUGGAAGACUGCCAAAGGAUACAGUGGGAUUUAGAUCAGUUGCAGAUUUGGGUGGGGAAAUGGCGGGUGGAGUCGAACCUGACCAAAGUGUUGCACCUUGGCAGAUCAAAUGUACAGGCACGACCCUCAACAUCGUCCACGGCUCAGGAAGUGGCUCCGCAGAUUGACGGGUGACGUAGCAGGCGUGCGGUAGAGCAGAGUCCAAGUGAAGUUUCUGUUUUAUAGAUGGGUGCUGUGAGAAUUCAUUCUGCUGCAGACAUUCUCCAGGAUGCUUGGUAGUGUAGUGGUUCACCGUGCAGGCGACCCAGGUUCAAUUCCUGGAAAGAGUUUCCUCAUGAACCCGUGGGUUUCCUCCGGGUGUCCUCCCACUGUCCAAAGACCUACCGGCUGGUAAGUUGUCCCAUGAUUAAAUCGGAUGAUGGCUGGGUGGCAUGGUUCGAGGGUCGAUUCUGUGCUGUAUCUCAAUAAACGUUGCCUGCAUUAGGUGGACAAACUUGGGUUGUUUUAGAAAGAUCUUUAUCAGGUUGAGAGGCAUCGAUAGAGUAGAAUAGACACUAUUUCUUGCCCACGGUUGAAAUAUUUAAUAUUAGAGGGCGUGGAUUUAAAGUCAGGGGGUAAAUUGAAAGGAGAUAUGAGAGGCAAGUGUUUUUUUUAAACAUAGGUGUUGUGGUGGGGGCUGUGUUGACUGGCGUUUUUGCGAUUCAAGAAGUCAAGAGAGAGGCGUAAAACUUGUUGCUUACUGAUGUUUUAGUAAGUGUUAGGAGAACAAGCAACAAUGACGCUGUGGUCUUACAACAACAUGGUGGGCUCCAUCACGGAAGGUAAGCAACAUUCCAAUUUUGACAACUAACCUAAAAAAUAUCGAGAUUCAAGUGGCUGCAGGAAACCCAGGACACUCCAGAAAAAUACGGAAUCAGCCAACCUACCGUUACUGGGAAUUUCAUUGGACCGUGAUGUAUGACAUCAUCAUUGGGCGAUCAUGGUCUCAAGACCAUUGAUUGCUCUUGGCAAAUUUUUCUACAGAAAUGCUUUGCCAUUCCUCCUGGGCUGUGUUUUUACAAGAUGGGUGACCACCCAGCCAUUCUCAAUGCUCUUCAGAGAAUGUGCCUGGCGUCAGUGGUUGCAUAACCAGGACUUGUGAUGGGCACCAGCUGCCCAAAUGACCAUCCAUCACCUGCCCCCAUGGCCUCACGUGACCUGAAUCGGGUGGGGGGGGGAAUAAGCAGAUGCUACACCUUUCCCCAGGGUGAUCUGCAGGCUAGCGGAGGGAAGGAGCGCCUCACACCUCCUUUGGUAGAGACACAUCUCCACCCUGCCACUCGAAACACACACACAGGUGAUUAUGUAAAAAUGAUAUGCAAGGAUAAAAAGUUAAAACUAGAAGCAAACUGACAAAUCUACACCCUGAUCCAACAGUGUCUUUGAGGCUCAUGGAUGUGUGAGGGAUGAAAGGACGUGGAGAUGGGACUAGUGUAAUUGGGCACAGUAAUUUCAUUAGUUUAGCAGGGCCUGUUCCUGUACUGUUCAGUGUUCGAAAUGCUGAUCAUUGCCAAUUGUCGCUCCAGAUUCCAACACUGCGCUCUGGCAUCCUCACAGUAACUGUGACAACAUGCACAAAAUUCCGGGGAAACUCAGUAGAUCAGGCAGCAGCUUGGGCCAAGACUUCAUCAGGACUGGGCAAUACAAUGAGCUCUGGAUAUUUCAAAAUGGAUUUCCAGCAUCUGCAGGUUUUCUUGAGUUUGUGCUCCCCCUUUUGCUCUGUUUCCCUGUUGGGAUCAUCUCGUCACCUGCCUUGACGUGUUCCCUCAAGAUUUAUCUGUCGCACCCCCUCCUUUGAGACGUCGGCCUGUUUAUGGUCAAUAUCUAUGCAUAUUGAUGUCUGGGUCUGUACUCACUAGAGUUGAGAGGAAUGAGGGGGAAUCCCAUUGAAAUCUAUUGAGUGUAAUGAUGUAUGCUCGUUAUCCCAGGAGUGGUUCUACUUCCACGAGUUGUCUCCCCAGGGUAGAUAUUGUACAGUGAUAUGUGGUCAUUAUCCCAGGAGUGGUUCUGCUUCCUAGGUUGAGUCUCCCCAGGGUAGAUAUUGUACAGUGAUAUGUGGUCAUUAUCCCAGGAGUGGUUCUGCUUCCUAGAGUUGUCUCCCCAGGGUAGAUAGCGCCUGGAGACUGUGGUGAGCAGGGCAGAUUAAUCUGGUGAUUCCUGCCCCCCAUCACUGUUCUCACAGCCGUCAGCUGAGUGUCGGGCCAGCCCUGUUUACGUGGAGUGCGGUAGAGCAACGUGACAAGCACGGAGAGACAGACAGCACACCGAGCUCAGGCGAAGUUUUUUGUCAAAUGCACAAGUCCAUAUCUGCACAGGGUCAAUGAAAAGAUUGGGAAUAAACGGAGCCUUGUGUGGCGGCUGCCGGUGACUAGUGAGGUGUUGGGACGAUAUUCUGUUUAUAUAUCAGUAACUUGGGGGCUUUGUUGCAAAGUUUGCAGGCGAUGUGGAGAUAGAUGGAGGCGCAGGUAGUUUUCAGGAAGGAGAGGCUACAGAAUAGGCAAAGAAAAGGCAGGUGGGAUACUGUUUCAGGAGGUGUGUGGUCAGUCACUGCGGUAGAAAUGAAAGGUUGACUAUUUUCUAAAUGGAGAGAAAACACGAGGUGUAAAGGGACUUGGGAGUUCUUGUGCAGGAUUCCCCGAAGGUUAAUUUGCAGAAAGGCGAAUGUGAUGUUAGGAUUCAUUUCAAGAGGACUAGAAAGUCGUGUUGAAACAUUUUAAAGCUCUGGUGCACCCUUCUGGACGUAUUGGGAGUAGAUUUAAGCCCCUUAAGGGUCCGGAGAGGGCUCAGAGGAGGUUAGCGAAAAUAAUUCCAGAAUUGAAUGGCAUUUGAUGGCUCUGGGAUUCACUAAAAUCCAGAAGAAUGAGGGGUGACCUCAUUGAAACCUGUCGAGUGGUGAAAGGCAUCGAUAGAGUGGAUGUGGAGAGGGUAUUUCCUUGGGUGGAGGAGUCUAAGACCAGAGGGGACAGCCUCAGAAUGGAGGGCCGUCCGUUUAGAAUGGAGCUGAGGAACUUCUUUAGCCAGAGAGUGGUGUAUUUACAGUAGAGGGUGAUGGAGUCUUCGUUGGUCAGGGCAUGAAGCGAUACGGGGAGAAGGCAGGAGAUCGGGGCUGAGGGAAAUGGAUGAAACGGCAGAGCAGACUCGACGGGCCAAAUGGCCUGAUUCUGUUCCUAUAUCUGAUGUAAUCACUUAGAGCUGUGCACAGCAUCGGACAGGCAGCGUUCACAUGGAAAAUCUUUACAAGGAAGAUCACUUUACGCUGAAAUGUGUUAUUUUGGUGCGGUCGCGGUGUUGGCUGAGGCCGUGAUCAGGGCUUCGGGCAGACGGGUCUCGUCAGCCGCUCGUCGAGAAGGAGAACUCUGCUCUCAAACCUCGUGGCCAUGGGCGAGGCCCGAGGGAAAACGCCGGGGCUGCAGUCCCUCGGUGAGUCAAUGCUGCCUCUCAACCCCUGUCCUUGGGGUGGGGGGGGGGGCUGUUGUAUGGGCAACAGCAUGCUCGCCAUAUCAGAAGCUGAAUCAGGCCAUUUGGCCCGUUGUCUGCCCCGCUAUUCCCUCUCAACCUAUUCCCCGUAACCAUUCACCUCGGGUUACCCUUUGCCCUCUAUUUUUCUAAGCUCCAUGUACCUGUCCAGGAGUCUCGUAAAAGACCCUAUCGUAUCCCCCUCCACCACCGUCGCCGGCAGCCACACACUCACCACUCUCUACCCCCGACAUCUCCUCUGUCCCUACUCCCCAGUACCUUGAAACGGUGCCCUCUCGUGCCAGCCAUUUCAGCCCUGGGGAAAAGCCUCUGACUAUCCACACGAUCAAUUCGCAAACAAAGCAAAACACUUCACAAGUAGUAGCAUAAAAAAAAAUAUUAGAGCGAGCAGACCAGGGGAGCCAAUGUCUGCAGAAAUUAGAACGACACUCAUCAUCCAGUAAAGAAGCCGAACUCGGCUCAAAUCCAGCAAUCUGCCCUGCAGAGAAUCCUGGCAAUUCUGGACAAUGUUUCUCACCCUCUGCAUGCCACCUUGGCUGAACAGAGGAGCACUUUUAGUAACAGACUAGGACAACUGCGCUGCCCCCAAAGAGAGGUAUAUGAGGUCAUUCUUACCCUCGGGUCUAUAAUGAGUCAACCUAUCGCCGGGGAAGUGAUAACCCCGCCUUGUUAGAGUGAGCUAACUUUUUUUUUCUUUCUUACUUGUCUUCUAAUAUUUGUAUAUACUGUGACACUGCAAUUUCCUUUUGGAUCAAUAAAGUAUUUAUCUUCUCUCUCCA